Striga asiatica is the source of this 417-nucleotide messenger RNA. Lineage: Eukaryota; Viridiplantae; Streptophyta; Magnoliopsida; Lamiales; Orobanchaceae. The record is from the annotation of a GenBank genome assembly.
AUGAUGAGCCUCCGAUUGAUUCCACCAGGUGAGAUUGCGGCCAUCCUUCUAGUUGUUACACCUGGGCUAGUUGGAGAAAGAGAUGACAUCCUUCUAGUUGUUACUCCUGGGCUUAAAUGUGGCGUUGGAGAGGGUUCAGUAGCAGCUUUGGAGGUCCCAGCAUCAAUUUUGGAGGCUCCAACGGCUUCAGAUUUGUUUAUCCUGAGAACUUGGAUUAGUUGUGCAUCAUUAACUGCAGCAUCAACUGGUUUAAAGUAUCUCCAUUCUUCGUCUACUCCGGUUGGAUCAUCCCCACUAGGGUCACAGCCAACAGUCAUGAAGUGCUCCUGCUCCUCCUCUUCAGGCAUUGGUGGUCCUGCUGUGUAUGAGUUCACAGUGACCUCUACUCUACAAGCAUUCUUUGGAUCAAUCCUGUGA